AUGAAAGCCUAUGAAACGGGUCUACAAAACGUGGCGCGAGACGAUCCAAGUUACGCCCAACUCAACAACGGUAAAGAUGCUGCGCGAAGACAACAUGAAAAACGCAUCGACAUCGUCCGUCAGCUUCCGGUAGAGAUCGUCGAAGAGAUUCUUAUGCUGCUGCCCAAAGAGUUUAAAUCGGUCUGCCUCCAAGUUUCAAACGCGUGGUGCAAAAAGACAUCGUGCUGCGCAAAUGCGUGGAAGGUAUCGAGUGACGAUGACAUCGAUGACGACCAGAUGAUCAACACCCUGCAGUGCAUCGCCGCUCACGUUGAAGACCUGACUAUUAACACCGAAGAAAAUGAAGUCUUAGACCAAUAUUUUCUCCACAUGGGGAAAGGCCAUUUUUCGAAUAUACGGUCACUCCACCUUACAGCAACCGCAACAUGA
This is a messenger RNA of Zychaea mexicana, 429 nucleotides long. RefSeq lists its product as uncharacterized. NCBI's taxonomy places the organism in Eukaryota, Fungi, Mucoromycota, Mucoromycetes, Mucorales, Lichtheimiaceae. The record is from RefSeq and is a predicted model, not a curated record. Gene Ontology annotation, molecular function: protein binding. The transcript has 2 exons. The coding region runs from base 1 to 429 and encodes 142 amino acids.